AAUCAGUGUGGAGUCAGUGGAGGUACUUCCUGAAGAGGAUGUGAGCAGUGACCUGUUGCUGGCCCAGCUCAUGCAGGACCAGCUGGACCGCGAGUGCGACGAGAUGCUGCAGCGGGAGCAGAACAAGGUCAACGGUGACUCCAAGGUCAGCGUCAGCUACGAGAUGUACCGCCUGCGCCACCCGUACCCGGUCCUGGAGUCGGAGGAGGAGGAGGAGGACUACGACGACGACGUGGACCGCACGUGCGAGUGGGACUCGUUCGAGACGCGCGAGCGCGACGCGCCGCACAUCCCGCGCUGCGGCUACACCGUGCACAACGACCGCAUGGUGACCAAGCACGACCGACAUAUCGCCGGCCGCAAGAACGCCUGCAAGGUCAUGGACCUGCCGCCCAACAUCUGCACCGGCGACGGCGGCAGCUUUGACAUGGAGAUCAACAACGGG
Molecule: messenger RNA, 445 nt
Organism: Pollicipes pollicipes
Lineage: Eukaryota; Metazoa; Arthropoda; Thecostraca; Pollicipedomorpha; Pollicipedidae
Product: serine/threonine-protein kinase RIO3-like
Exons: 3
Source: RefSeq, a predicted model, not a curated record